GGAAAUCAUCGCUGUGGUGCUGAGAGCUGGGAACUGCCAAGAACAGGAUCCAUCAUCAUGAGGCCAGACUGGGGCUGGUGCCAGAGAGAAGAAACCUUCCGAUGACAUUCGCUUGUGUUGUAUGUAUUUUGUAAAGGUGGCAAAUCAUGGGCCCAGCAUGUUGGAAACUUCUGCAUCUCCUCGCCCUGGCAUUGCUGCUCCUCACCUCUCAUACUGUGGUGCUGGCGGAAGAUCUCCAUGGAGAAGAUGAUAGGAAUGUCACAUCACAGCUUCUGCCCUCCACAUCCUUUGUACCAUUGGCAGGAAAUCUCUCCACAUUGGCACCUGCUCUGCUUCAGUUCAAUGAGACUCAGUUCUAUGGAGAAAACCAAGAGUUUGGGCAGGAGGUAUCUGAAAUAACUCAUAUGACCUCUGCUUCUUACUCAGAACAAGUCGAUUUGUUCUUACAAGACCAGACAACAGUAGGGGUGAGUUCUGGGGUAGAAUUAGCCUCUAGAGAGUUUACAACUGUGCCUCUGGUAAAUAUAUCUCAACCAACAUCUUCUGAAUGGACAAACACUGAGUUUAUGGUAACCCAUGCCACCCUGACUGACGUUCAGAACACAUCCUCAGGCACAGCUCAAUUUAACUCUGUUCCUCAAGAAAAUGGUGAAUUUACUGAGCACACUACUGAUUUGGGAGAGUAUGUUCCACCCCCAUUUUUUUCAACUGGUUCCCCUUUUCCAUCCCUUUGGGCAGCGACAGAACAGUCAGUGACUUUUGCCCAGCUGCCUGCAGUGGUGCCCAGUUUAUUGCCUACUACUGCACCACACACAACUGUGGAUAACCUGGAUACAUGGCUGGAGUCUAAAGAAACUGCAUCUGGUCUGUCUGAGGUGGUCCCUGGGUAUCUACUAGAUGUUUAUGCAGAGACUGACACUUGGCUGGUGGGUCAGACAAGUGAGGAAAUAACCAGCUCCCCAUCUGAGGAAUCUAUACAUGACAUCACUUCCGAUGCUGCUCUUGCUUCAAGUGGUUACACUUCAGAGGAAGAUGCUUCUUUCUUUCGUUGUGAGCACUUUGACUUCGCUGUGACACCUACUGUUCAGGAAGUGAAACCAACUUCACAUGAUCAUCCUUCCCUUCUGCCUUCACAACCCAUCUUCAUUAUCCUUCACUCGGACUGGAACACAUCUGUGGCAGACUGGGGAAUUGCAUGGGAAGCCCUGGUUUAUGGUUCUGUUGGACUUUUUGGGUUGGUGGUUCUGUUUGCCCUUCUCUCACUUUUCUGCCUUUUGUUCAGAUGCCCAUCAGGUAGUCUUUACUUUGCUGUUUUGCACCUACUUCUGAUAUCUGUGGGUGGGAGUCGUGCAUUUUGUCUGUUUUAUGAUGCUUAUGGCCACCGAGACAGACUCCCAAUCUUUACCUCUGUGCUCAUGUAUGACCUGGCCUUCCCUUGUAUGACGUCAAGCUUCAGCAUUGUAUUUCUGCUGCUCUCAUCAAGGUGCCACCUACAUAACUCAUCAGUACUUUCUCCACGGCUUUGCCUUGCAGCAGCAGCAUCAUUUCUUCACUUCACAGUCUCUGCUGGGGCUGUGGUGAUUGUGGAUCUAUUGCAGCAGUUCCCCUUCCUGCUUUUUGUUUCCCGUGGUGUCUAUAUAGUCCUGGCUCUCAUUCUCUCUCUUUCAUUCUUUAUCUUCUAUUGUGUAGCAAGACCACAAAACUCCCAACUCUAUGACUUGAAAACCUCUGCUCCUCCAACAGAAUAUAGUGGUGGGUGUCCCUUUGCUGACUCCAAAGACUGGAACCGGGCAGCACACACUGUUCUAUUCUCUGCCUCAUUUAGUCUUUUUAAUUGUGGUCUCCAAUUGUAUGCAAUCCUUCAUGCAACGGGAUAUGGAGGAUCUAUUGUAUUUGGUCCCUGGCCUUGGUAUGCCUUCCAGUUGGGUUCCAGCCUAUGUGAAGUGGGCACCUGUCUCCCUCUGGCUCUUGUGGGGACAUACCCUAUAUUUUGCUCUAAUGAGAUAGGGAGAACUAACUGUUGGACAAAACUAUUCUGCCUUUCCCCAAGUCAUGUUAAAAUAAAAGCUCCUAUGUUGUCUGCCAACCAACAAUGGUCCUCCUCCCAGCAUGAGAAGCUAAUUGUAUGUGACAACAUUGUCAGGAGUGACUCUGAGUUCUUCCCUCUCUACACCCUGGUAGAGAAGCAGGUGACCCAUGGGGAAGACUUGAGCUUUAUCUACCACAGUAACAAGAGUCUGGAAGUGCACGGAUUAAGCCCUUACAGUGUUGCUAAGACACCGUCAUUCAUCAGUGUUCAGAUAGAUAGUGAUUCCACUGUGGAUUUCAAGCCUCCAUCUCCAAUCAACUUGCGUCGAAGCAUUGAUGAGGCUCUGUUCAGUGAGUCUCUGAUACCCAAGAGCCUCUUUCAUGGUACUGCCCUUUCAAGUAGCUUGUCUCUCACUGUUAAGAGUGCCACUCCCCUUGAAGACUUUGUUUUUAAGGAAAAGGCAGAAGACAGAGGGCUUUACAGAACAUCCUCAUGUGUGGAGAUAGAGACAGUUCUGCCUGAGGCAGAUCCAACACCCAACACCAGCAAACAGAAUACUAUGUGCUCUCUUUCUCCUGGGACAUGGAGAGAGGAGCAAAGUACUGCCAGCUCUCUUUAUAAGGUGUCCCUGGAUGGAUCAUCGUUGGUGCUUUGUUCUAGUUCUGAGAAUAUCAGCUCCUAUAGCCUGGACAAGAAGCAGGAGCUCAGCUGCCAAUCCCAGGGGGCCUAUCACACUCUUACACCACCUUCCCAGGAGUCCUUGGAAGUUACAACCCAGCCAGGGAGCUUUCUGAGAGAAGACUUCAUAGAUGUAUUUGGACCCAUAGAUGCCUUGAGUGUUGGAAGCGAUACCAUUGACUUGUGAACCAACAAAUGCAGAAGGAGGGGGGAGACUAGACAAUAGAAUGAAGCCCCUGUAUAUGGAAUUCAGUGGGAUCUGUGUAUGCAGAAGACAUAAUACAUAUGAUGCAUGUUUCAAAAGCAGAAGUGUUAUUGUCGGAUCAGAUUUUGAGGUGUUAUUGAUGCAAUACAAUUAUUUAUGGUAUAAUUACAAAAAUCUUACAUUUGCAUUGCACAUUAAAAUAGACCCCAAAUCAGUUGUUAUUUAUCUAUUCUUGUUUCAUGUAGCUUGUAUUAAUGCCCUAUUAUAAUGCCUUGUGUUCCGUGCAAUGUGUCUCUAUAAUGCCUGGUUUGCCCUCCAGCAAGUGUUUUCUAUAGAAAUCCAUUCUGUGUUAACACUGCAACAUGUUACCUGUCCAUAUAUAUUCAUCUAUUGCUUCAUGUAUAUCCCAACAUUGCUCCAUAUAAGUGUUCCUAUAUAUCUACCUGUUUCUAAAUAUGAUUGUCCCUAUAGUUUUUUAUUGCUCCAUGUUACUCUCAUUAUAUCUCUCCCUACUUCUGCCCUUGUUACUGCACAUAAAACCUCUUUAUAACACUUCUCAUAAAUUCAUAUAUCUCCCCUUAUAACUCCUCUUCUUACUAAAUGUAACUCCACCCAUUGCAUCUCAUCUUGUUGUGCAUCUAAUCUCUUAUAUUUAUCUCCAUCAUCUGAGAAUCUGGUGCACAGAUCCUUCGAGGUCCAUAUAUUGUCAAGUAAAAGACUGCUGUGUUGAUAGCCACUUGCAAUCUAAGCAGAGAUUAGGUGAGUUGGGUUUCCAUGACAAAAACAUUUUGUAUCAAUCAUCCACCAGGAGGUAUAUCUUUCAAUACACUGAGAUAUGAUAACCCAGACCUUGCCAGAUGCUACAGUGGCCAAUAUGAGGAGUCUGCUAAUGUAUCAGGCUUCAUAUUCAUUGGACAAAAACAGGAACCUGAAUAAUCUAUCGCUCAAUGGAGCAGAGCUCAUCCAAGAUCUGAAAUGCCUACUACCCCUCUUAGAGGAGCUCCAUGGAAGUCUAAACAACAACUGUAACACCACUAUACACUGAAUGUUUGGUUUACAGAACAUGGGGCAUUUUAUGGACUUAGAAAAUCCUCAAGUUCUUCACAACUCAACUGUCAUUUAGUUCCAAAGGAGAUCUGACGGACAGUUAUGAAUGUAUCAAUAAAAAGAGACAUAAGA
Molecule: messenger RNA, 4091 nt
Organism: Bombina bombina (fire-bellied toad)
Lineage: Eukaryota; Metazoa; Chordata; Amphibia; Anura; Bombinatoridae
Gene: PRRT4
Product: proline rich transmembrane protein 4
Exons: 3
Coding region: 147-2894 (915 amino acids)
Source: RefSeq, a predicted model, not a curated record